GCACGAAGGCAUGAGAUUUGGAAUUGCGGCCUACAUAAUUAUGGGCUCAUCGAACCAGUCUGGGCCGUUCAUUCAUACAUAGUGAUAAAAAAUGAAUUUUUACUUUUCUACGAGUAGGAAAACUAGAUUGUGAAUUAUAUUUACAGGUUUGGUCGAAUGGAUUGAUAUUUGUUGGGGAAAAAAUAUUGGCAGGUUUUGGUUAUGUACUUAUUUAUAUAUAUAUAUGAUUGGUCAAACACCCAAAAACUUUAUACCAUUAUUAUGGCCAAAUUUUGAAUAAAUUAAGGAAGACUAAAGCUUAGUGGGGAAGGUAAAAUCGGAAAUAAACAGAGGAAUUGUUAGUAAUGUCAUAGAGGGGAAUAAUUCAAAACAAAGAAAGUACGAAAUCACCUUAUUUGUCGCGCGCGCGUCUCUCCGCACUAAACUUGAAAGAAGGAUCAAGUCAAAUUGCAUUUCUAACUAAUUAAAAUCAAAUACUAAAAUACUUUCAAUAUAAUAGGGUAAAAACCAAAAAAAGGAAUUGCUUAGGGUGCCUAACACCAUAAUACUAGGGUGGUAAAAAACAUAUCAUUUUCAUUCCUUGUUGCAGCAAAAGAAAAAUUAAAAGCAGUAACUUGUGUCAUUUCCAAUUGUUCAACAAACAAAUAUACAGUGAAGAUGGUGAGGCGGUGAACUGAGAUAGCGACGAUGCUUUCCACGGCCACCUCUACUAUCAUGGUAAAAAAAUCCUUAUUUGCCUUUCUUUUUCUUUGGUUGUGUCUCUCUCUCUAUAAAUUCUUUUGUUUAAUUUGUGUGUUCGUCAACAACUGUACGAAAUUGUCUUGCGUUAUACGUUAGAACGCGCGCAUGAUUUGAUGCUCUUACGAACAAUAGUAACUAUAUCUUUAACGACGAUGGAGUACAGAUGAGUUAGGAAAAACGAGAUUCACAGCAGCAGCGACAAAACCUAUUUUGAAAGGAGAUUUUACGACAGCAAUGGCCGUGGUGGCAGAGUUACAGAGAUGCAUAAUGUCGUCACCAUUCAUGGGCCGGAAACUGGACUCAAAGGGUAAUUGGAAAGCAGCCUCAAUUUGUGGGCCGAAACCCGCCAAUGGUAAUAAUAAUUUACUGAAGAAGAAGAAGCUUUCUCAUCACAACCCCCACGUCACAAAAGCCUCUAUUGUGCCCAAUAAUGAUGUCACUACGGCACCAAUGGUUGAGCAACAUCAAGCAUACCCGAAAUUUGUCGCGUCGAUAAUUCUAGGUGGAGGAGCAGGAACUAGGCUUUUUCCUCUCACUCGAAGAAGGGCCAAGCCAGCCGUGCCAAUUGGAGGGUGCUACAGACUAAUUGAUGUCCCAAUGAGCAACUGCAUCAACAGUGGGAUCAACAAGAUUUACAUCCUCACUCAGUUCAAUUCCCAAUCCCUGCAUCGCCACAUUGCAAGAACAUACAGCUCUGCAAAUGGUGUGAACUUUGGUGAUGGGUUUGUGGAGGUUUUGGCAGCUACACAAACACCUGGUCAGUAUGGGAAAAGAUGGUUUCAGGGGACAGCAGAUGCUGUCAGACAAUUCAUCUGGUUGUUUGAGGAUGCGAAGCUAAGGCACAUUGAGAAUGUUUUGAUACUAUCUGGUGAUCAUAUCUACAGGAUGGACUACAUGGACUUUGUGCAGAAGCAUAUUGACACAGGAGCUGAUAUUUCUGUCUCUUGCAUACCUAUUGAUGACAGUCGGGCCUCGGAUUUUGGGUUGGUGAAGAUAAAUGAAACAGGAAGGAUCAAUCAGUUCCAUGAGAAGCCCAAGGGUGAUGCUUUGAAAUCUAUGAAAGUGGAUACCACAAUCCUCGGAUUAUCAGCUGAAGAAGCAAACAGGUCACCAUAUGUUGCAUCAAUGGGAGUAUACUUGUUUAAGAAAGAUGUGUUGCUCAAACUUCUAAGGUUGCAUUAUCCAACAGCCAAUGAUUUUGGAUCAGAAAUCAUCCCAAUGUCUCUCAAACAUUACAAUGUUCAGGCAUAUCUAUUCAAUGGGUACUGGGAAGAUAUUGGCACCAUAAAAUCCUUCUUCGAUGCCAACUUAGCACUCACUGAGCAGAAUCCAAAUUUCCAGUUCUCUGACCCAAGGAAGCCAAUCUUCACCUGCCCCAUGUUUCUGCCACCAACAAAGAUAGAGAAGUGCCACGUGAAGGACUCCAUAAUCUCCCAUGGUUGCUUCUUGAAUGAGUGCAGUGUAGAACAUUCCAUUGUUGGGAUUCGCUCAAGACUGGAGUUUGGAGUUGAGAUCAAGGAUACUAUGAUGAUGGGAGCUGAUUACUACCAGACCGAGGCGGAGAUAGCAGCCGAUCUAGCUGAUGGAAGAGUUCCCGUUGGUGUCGGGAGAGAUACCAAGAUCAUGAACUGUAUCAUCGACAAGAAUGCUAGAAUUGGUAGCAACGUGGUGAUAGCAAACAAGGAUAAGGUGGAAGAGGCAGAGAGAUCAGCAGAGGGAUUCUACAUAAGAUCAGGAAUUACAGUUGUGAUGAAAAACUCUGUGAUAAAAGAAGGAACUAUCAUAUGAUAGGAGAGAUAGAAGUACUUGAUGAGAAGCAGGACACAAAACCAAACUUUUGCCUUUUUCCCUGUUCGUGUUUCUCUGUUUGGAUUCAUGUCAGUGAGGUUUCAAUCUAUUUUUUUUGGCUCAUAUUAUGUAGGUGGAAAGUAGAUAGGCUAUGAGAUUGUUGAGAAUGAGAAGCAUUUUUUUUUUUUUUUUGGACAAAGAAGCAUUUUUCAUUCUAUAGCCCAAUUAGAACAUGUCCAUAAAGCCAGAAACUUUUAAAAAAAAUUAUCUUCCAUAAAAAAAAAAUUAAUCUCUUUUGCCUACAAAGGAAGAAACAGAAAAGAAUCCUAUUCUAGUAGACCAUAAUAAACAGAUGUCAUGUAGGAAGGACAAAGAAAGCAUCUAAAGAAAGAAUCUAAUUCCACAAUUUGAGGAGUUGAUAACCAACUGCUGCAAUCAUGUUUGUGAUACCAAAUACCAAUUAAUCACACACAAAAAG
Messenger RNA from Linum trigynum, 3007 nucleotides. Lineage: Eukaryota; Viridiplantae; Streptophyta; Magnoliopsida; Malpighiales; Linaceae. The record is from the annotation of a GenBank genome assembly.